AUGGCAGAGUCCCUCGCAAUAGCAGCGAGCGAGGCCACUGGAGCCGCCGAGGCGACGGCUCCGACGACGGCCAGCUCGCUGCGCUCGCUCGACCUGGAGUUUGUGACGACGAUGCAAGCGGUGGAAGUUGCCUUGGCAAGCGCCCCGCGAGCGAUGCGCAUUCGCGGUGAGCAGUGGGCACAGAGGCUGCAGCUGAUGACAAGCGUGACGCAGCCCUUGUUCCAGAAAGACCGAAAUCUGCAUGCCGAUCUCUUGUUGAAGUGCAUCCAGGAGAAGGCUUGGACAGAGCCAUUGGACAAGCAUCCGCCAGAAGGGCCACUCCCAUGUUUGCCGAGGCACGUGGCCUGCUCUCUGCGUAAGGCUCGUGCCGAGCGUUUAAGGGCCAGCCGGAGCCAAGGAUGCACAGAGGUGCAAAGACCGUCGGAUAGCUUGGCCAUGGCUGCUGUAGCUGCCGUGUCGGGCAAACCGGAAGCCCGCACUAGCGGUUUGGGGCUGCCUGAAGUCUCAGUGGCCGCACCACCGGCCUACGCAGCCCUUGCAGCGCGAGUCGCACAUCUCGAGCUCCAGAACAAGCAGCUCCGCCGCAAGCUGCUUGAGGCCCGAAACCGGAGCUGUGAUCCGCGCCCCCAGCGCCAGCGCUCUGCCUCGCCGCCUGCACCGUCGGCAACGCCGCGCCCGCAGCGCACGCCGCGCACCCGCGGGGCCUUCGCAGCGCCGCCGCGCUCGUCGGAGGCCCGCUGCACGGCGCCCUUCGCAGCGGCCCAUGCCGUGGCCCAUGCCGUGGAGGGGGCGCCCCAGAAAGCACUUGACAUGGAGGAGAAGGCGCAGGCAGCGGCUGAAGCAGCGCAGCUUCUGGCCGACGAGGUCUUGCCGAGCGCCUUCACGGUGCGGCGGGACGCCGUGCGCAGCCUCGGCCGUCUGGGUUUGGCGGCCGGGCCUUACUUGGCCCAACUGGUGGAGACAGCGGAGUCCGACGAUGACUACGAGGUUCGGCGAGCUGCCAAGCAGGCCCUCCGGUCUUUGCGGCAGCACGGUCUCUCAGCGCCCCGGGAGGACACAACGACUGUGGCCUUGCGCCGUCCUCCGAACGAGAAGCGAGCCCAGGUGACCGCAGGAGGGCGUCCAGAAGAGGACGCCGUCUUCCACGAGGAGUCUCGGGAGCCCGAGCCGCUCUUUGAGUGGACCGGACCGAAGGCCCAAAGACAGGGAAGGAGCUGA
Molecule: messenger RNA, 1218 nt
Organism: Symbiodinium sp. CCMP2456
Lineage: Eukaryota; Dinophyceae; Suessiales; Symbiodiniaceae
Source: the annotation of a GenBank genome assembly